This is a messenger RNA of Carassius auratus (goldfish), 4296 nucleotides long. Its product is annotated as dystrobrevin alpha-like. Gene Ontology annotation, cellular component: synapse; plasma membrane. The record is from RefSeq and is a predicted model, not a curated record. The coding region runs from base 815 to 2965 and encodes 716 amino acids. Gene Ontology annotation, biological process: synaptic signaling. Gene Ontology annotation, molecular function: zinc ion binding. The transcript has 24 exons. Lineage: Eukaryota; Metazoa; Chordata; Actinopteri; Cypriniformes; Cyprinidae.
UUUCUCAAAUAGAUGCAUUAUGUGGUUUUGGAAAAAUGCAAUAGCAUUAGCUGCUAUCAGUUACUCCCAUAGACGGUUUAAUGCAAGUAAUCCAGCACUAAUUACUCGGUGAAGAUACUCUGAACAGCUGCUUUAUGUAGAACAUGACUUUGUCCUCCAGGUCAGAUCUGUAUGUCUUAUAUGCCAACCGACUUCAAGGGUGAGCCAAAUCAAAAACCACUAUUUUAUGUUUUUCAUUCAACCUGCCAUGCUAAAUAAAUCACCCACAGAGAGUGACAAAAAAAGGAGUCUGGCUCAAAAUGCCUGGAUGCCACUGACUGUCCAAAAGGAUAUUUAUAGGCUCGGAGAUCCCAGAGCCACAAUAAAAGGAGAAAGAGAGAGAGAGAAAAAGAUUAGAAGACCGACUGUGAAAUAUGGGAUCUCUCUAGAAAUGUCCCAUUAGAGGGCUUGAAUUACAGUCUUCUCUAGCGAACCAUUCUUGCGUAGCCUCAUCAUUUUGCCUAAUAAUUUCACACAGAGAGUCUUUAAACUGCAAACAACUCCACAGGCCGUUCAGGCAGGACCAGGCCUAGGGUUAGGAGACGGAACAAACUUGCAACCAGAUCUGAACCAGCCGUCUAGGCCCAACAAGAAUGUGAGUCUCGCUCAUUGGAAGUUAAAGAUAGAGGUGACACAUGCUGGAUCCUGACUGGCUCUUAUUUCAGUCGGCUGCCAAGAACUCUAUGGGCCACUUUUGUUGAUUCGACCAGACGAAAAGCUUUAUUAAAAGUUGUGGACUUGUUGUGGUCGCUCAUAAAUAAGCUAGAAGAGGAUCAUGGUGCUUUCCGAAGGAAAGAUCGAAAAGUCAGGCAGCUACAGCAGUGCCAUGGCAGACAGAAGACAACUGUUUGCUGAAAUGCGUGCACUCGAUCUGGACUCUAUCAGAUUGGCCACAUACAGGACAGCAUGCAAGCUGAGAUUCAUUCAGAAGAAGUGCAAUUUGCAUUUGGUGGAUAUCUGGAAUAUUAUCGAGGUUUUCCGGGAAAACAGACUCUGCGCCAUGGACCUCAGCACAGAGUUCUCAGUGUCACAUUUGCAAGCAAUACUGUCCAGCAUCUUUUCCCAGCUAAACAAGCGCUUGCCCACAACCCACCAGAUCAAUGUUGACCAGUCCAUCUCAUACCUCCUCAACUUCCUGUUAGCGGCCUACGACCUGGAAGGAGUGGGAAAGAUCUCCGUUUUUGUGGUGAAGAUGGCCCUGGCUGCUCUCUGUGGAGGGAAGAUUUUGGAUAAACUUAGAUAUGUAUUUUCACAGAUAUCAGACCCAAACGGAGUGAUGAUCUACUCACAGUUUGACCAGUUCCUAAGAGAGGUACUCAAACUGCCCAUGACGGUUUUUGAGGGACCAUCUUUUGGUUAUACUGAGCAGUCCACAAGAACCUGUUUUCCACAAGAGAAAAAGGUCUCGCUCAAUGUGUUUCUUGACACGUUCAUGUCAGAUCCUCCUCCUCAGUGUCUGGUUUGGUUACUGCUGAUGCAUCGGUUGGCAAAUGUUGAGAACGUCUUCCAUCCUGUGGAGUGCUCCUACUGCCACAGCCAGAGCAUGAUGGGAUUCCGCUACCGGUGCCAACAAUGUGAUAAUUACCAACUCUGCCAAGAGUGUUUCUGGAGGGGCCAUGCCUCGGGAAGCCAUAGCAACCAGCACCAGAUGAAGGAGUACAUGUCAUGGAAAUCUCCAGCUAAGAAGUUGUCCGAUGCUCUCAGUAAAUCUCUGAGUUGUGCCUCCGGUCGAGAGCCUCCUUACCCGACGUUCUCCGAAACAUCCGAGAAACCACUCAACCUCACUCAUGUAGUGGACACAUGGCCUCCCCGACCUGCGACCAGUGGAAGUGAAUUCAUACUCUCUCACACCAUGCCUUCCUCAGGAAACCCUUACUCCAGCAAAACAGGUGCUCACGAUGAGACGAAGCAAAUAUUUUCCCGGACGACCCCAGAUCUUUUAAAAGGGAAAGGGGUUCAGUACAGCCUCGAUAUUGCGGAUAGGCUCGCUGAUGAGCACAUGCUUAUCGGACUUUAUGUGAAUCUCCUCCGAAAGGACCGUUCAUGUUUCCAGGAGAGCUGUAAAACCCAAGAUGAUGAGCACUUCCUCAUUGCCCGUUACGCCUCCCGAUUGGCUGCUGAUGGAGCUGCAGCGAAGACCAGAGUCCCAGCGGACAUCUCUCUCUGUCUGGACUCCAACAAACAGCAGCGACAACUUAUCGCCGAGCUAGAGAACAAGAACAAGGAGAUUUUGCAAGAGAUCCAACGCCUGAGACUACAACAUGAAGAAGCUUCCCAGCCUCCGUUAGACAAAAGCCAACAAAACCCAACGCUACUGGCUGAACUGAGACUGCUCAGGCAGAGGAAAGAGGAGUUGGAGCAGAGGAUGUCGUCCCUUCAGGACAGCCGUAGAGAACUCAUGGUCCAACUAGAGCAGCUCAUGCUUCUGUUAAAGGAAGAAGAGCUAAAAAGAGCCAACCAGGGCCCUGGCCCCUCCCCUCGCUCCUCCCCCAGCCACACCAUCAACACAUCCAUCCAAUCAGUGUCUGGCAAUACCACACCCAUCCCCAUGCCCGUCCAAUCAACAUCCAGCAAUACCACCCCCAGUCAGACACCUCAGGACUCGCUCAUGGGCCUGGGAGGAGAGGUGCAGCAGGCCUUCACUCAGGGCUCCAGAAGGAACUUCAGAAAUGAUCUCCUGGUAGCUGCCGACUCCAUAACCAACACAAUGUCUUCAUUGGUGAAAGAACUGAACUCAGAGGCGGGGAGUGAAACAGACCUCACGUUCCCAUCAUCAGACGUUCUCCACGCCAGGGGCUCUCCAAGAUCAGGGGCAGCAGGUAAGCUGGAGUCUGGGGAUUUCUAUGGACACGAUCUGGAAAAACAGCUGAACAGAGAGCUGAAGCUGGAGCAGGACAAGAACGUCCUGGUGACUUUACAAGAAUAGCUGCGUUGUAAUAAGCAAUGGGAGGAAGAUUGAGCGACUCUGAAGCACUGUGCAACCAGGCCUUGAGCUGGAACAUGGCACACUUCUGAAAACACAACCCAAUCUAUAAAUAUAGAAAUAUAUUUUUAGAAUCUACAAGACGUUUUAAAACAAAACUGUGAACUGACUUUGGAAACGACAAAUAAUGGAGCUGUCUACAACACCGCCAGUGCCAUAAAUCCAGUGAUUAUGAGAUGUGUUCGGUUUGGUUGAUUUCUGUGUGUAUCUGUUCAGACUCGUACUGUAUUUAAAUAUCUGUUGGGUAAUGAGGGGGUGAUCUUUAAUGAAGCUGCUAUCUUUACAAACGACACUUUUAUUGUACAUCAAGAGCAUAACAGCCUGACCUGAUGCUCUUUUAAAGCAUAUAUAGAGAAGGAUUAUGUUGUAGUUUCAGUUUUUCUUUGAGAGUGGAAGGAUUUGAGAUUUUCUCAUAGUGUUUGAUACACAAAUACACUGCCUUAGCUUAUCAGACUCUGUUUAUUUUAAUAGAUGGAUAGGUAUGUGUACUUUGUUGCAAUUUGAUAAUAUUUUAAGACAUACAUCUUAAUUAAUAAGAAGAGUCCAGAAACAGGUGAAUCUCAUAUGUCGCCAGUACUUUUUUUUCACUGUUAUUUGAACCUCUUUUUUAGGUUUAUUUAAAUUUCCCCCAAAAUAAAAAUGCAUUUGCAUGAAGAAAAUAAAUCCUGUUUUUCUCACAUUGACAAUUAAAUCAAAUUAAAUUAAAUCAGCCUAAACUGAUUAAAUAAACAAAAGCAGUUUUUAAACGGAAUCUAGAAACGCAAUCUCAUUCCAAAAUAAUUAUGUUGCUCUGAUGUAUUUAAUCUAUUUUUGAAUAAACUCUCCAGUGUUUUAAGAAACAAUAAAAAACAUUUUUUAGACAAAUAUAUGAGACCGCAUCAGACACUACUGAAUGUGCAGUUAUGUUGAUAAAGGAGCGAAAAGAUGCAUAUUUUGGUGUAAGAUAUGUUGAUCUCUAACAGAACUUUACUGCUUGAUUUGAUUUCUCAGUGAAUAUGAUUCCUUGUAAAGACCGUCUGUAGUAGACGGGUUAAGGAAGACUGGGUUGGCUUUGACCAUCUCCAGACUCUUUCAUCAAUGUGUUUUCUUCGAUAUGCUACUGUCACACUGCAGCGCUCACAUUCUUCUCAUGAUUUACUCAGACAGACAGAACACCAGAACAACAACAACAACAACAACAACAAACAGCAUCUGCACCCUGCUGUCAACCAUUGCACUUUUCAGUGAUUUUGCAUGGAACUAAAGAAAAAUAAAACUAUGUUGUACAAGUAUCA